Molecule: messenger RNA, 888 nt
Organism: Phaeoacremonium minimum UCRPA7
Lineage: Eukaryota; Fungi; Ascomycota; Sordariomycetes; Togniniales; Togniniaceae
Product: putative ngg1p interacting factor 3 protein
Exons: 2
Coding region: 1-888 (295 amino acids)
Cellular component (GO): mitochondrion; cytoplasm
Source: RefSeq, a predicted model, not a curated record
AUGGCUCAUCGAAGCUAUGCUAAUUUGCUUAGAUACCCUGAACAGCUUGCCGACAGAGCAUGGGACAACGUGGGACUGCUCCUUGGCAACAUUGAUCCAGCAGACAAGAGCUUGUCGGGCCCCCAGACAAAGGCUCUGAGCAAGACUGUUCUCUUGACGAAUGAUCUGAGCAUUGCUGUCGCAGAAGAGGCUGUACGGAAGAAUGCUUCAGUCAUUGUGAGCUAUCAUCCCUUCAUAUUCAGAGGCCUCAAGUCUAUCACGUUGAAUGAUCCUCAACAACGCAUCCUGCUACAGCUGGUACAGAAUAACAUCGCUGUUUAUUGCCCCCACACGGCGGUCGAUGCCGUUCCUGGAGGUCUCAAUGACUGGCUGGCCGACAUCUUGAGCGCUGGAAUCUCAGGAUCCAAGCGCACAGUAGCACAGCCGACUUCUUCGCCACCACCUACCGGCUUUGAAGGGUCUGGAUACGGUAGGGUGGUCGAGUUCAGCAGCCCGAUCUCAGUGGUAGAUCUCGUCCGGAAGGCUGCCAAAGGUCUUGGCGGGCUUGGUUAUGUUCAAGUAGCAGCGCCAAAGCAAGCCGAUCUACGCUCGCUGAAAGUCAAUUCUGCAGCGGUCUGUGCUGGCUCGGGAUGGGACGUCUUGAAGGACUCUGGAGCUGAUUUGAUAGUCACAGGCGAGAUGACCCAUCACAACGCCUUGAAGGCGACGAUGGAGGGCAAGGUGGUUGUCACAGUCUUUCACAGUAACUCAGAGCGGUUGUUCCUGAAAGAGAGAAUGCAGCCGGCACUGCAGGAGAAGCUCCAGCAAAGCGACUCAAACAUCCAGGUUCUAGUGAGCGAGGAAGAUGCCGAUCCGUUUGAGAUAUGGGAUGUAAGCAAGUUAGAUUGA